AAUGGGAGAUUUUUGGAAACCUACAGCUGAAUUAUAUAGUGCUUUAUUUGAAAAGCCAAAAAUGUCAUAGAAAUUACUGGAAAAACCUCCAUUCAAAUAUAUUUUUGAUAUUAUUAUGGAAACAACUAAAUAAACAGGUUUCAAAUUUAAAUUUACAUUAGGUUAUGCAAAAGGUCUAUAUACAAAUGAUGAAUUAGAUGGAAAUUCAUAUGAUAAUAAAGACAAGAAACUUUUAUUCUUAUAAAAAAUUAUAGAUUUAACAUCAAUGAUGUUGAAAGAAGAAAUUGCAGCUAAACCCGGUAAAAUAGCAGCAGGUUUAGAACCAGAGAAUACAAAUUUAUUAUUAUAAGCAAUUUACAGAGCAGCUGUGAGUGGUAAAAAUAGUGAUCCUUUUGUUAAGAAAGUACAUAUAAUUAAUAAUUAAUAAUUAAGAUUUUAGGAGGUGCAGGAGCCAAAGAACCUGAACCCUAAAAAAAGGAAUAGCCAAAGCCAGAACCAAAGGCUUAAUAACCUCCUCCAAAAGAGCAAGCUGCUCCAUAAGUAAAGGAGGAAAAAAAAGCAGUUCAACCUAAAGAAGAUCCUAAGCCAAAAUAAUAACCUCAAUAACCUCCUGCUUAAUAACCAAAAGAGAAUUAAAAAUAACAAUAAGCUCCUCCUCCUUAAUAACAAUAAUAAUAAUAAUAAACACAAGAGGGAAAUGUAAGACCUUCAACUGCUAAAAAAAGACCACCUUAAUUGCCUACAAAUCAAGUUUCAGUUGAUUAAAAUUAGAAGAAAGGAGGAACAGCAAAUGUAAUUAUAGAAGGGAAAGGAAAUAAUGAUGAUGAUGAUGGUAUUGUAGUUUAAAGUAAUGUGAAACCAAACACUGAUAUUAAUGCUCAAGAAUAUGGUAAAUUUGUUAGGGAUAAUAUGAAAAAUUAAGAGAAGGCCAAGGAGGAAGAAAAAGAAAAAGAUUAACCAUAAGAAGGAAUUAAAAUGAAGAGGAUAGGAAAAGUCAAUGUACAAAAAGGUAAUUAAUAUUAAUUAUAAAUGUAGAUAAAAUUAAGGAAGAAAUAGCUUAAAAUUUAGGUACAUCACAAGUUUCAGAUACUAUUGUGAUGUAAAAACUAAUCCAAUCUAUGAGUCAAAAUGUAAAUCCUUUGGCUAAAUAAAUUGAAUUUAUUUAAGAUGAUAUUGAGAAUAUGAAUAGGGAAUUGCAAUAAUGGAGAAAAAUCUAUAAUGUUUCUAAACAAAAGAUGGUAGAUAUGAAUAGAGCUACUGAAGAAGUAUUUUUAAUAAAUAAAUAUUUAGGCAUAAUAACCAUUAUAUGAUAAGAUAGCUGAAGUUGAGGAGGUUAUUAAAGAGAAAAAAUCUAAAAUAUAAAACAUUAAAGCAUAAAUUAUAAAAAAUAAAUUACAAAUUGACUAAUUGCUAAAAGCAGUUUUAGUAUAAAAAUGAG
Messenger RNA from Paramecium pentaurelia, 1438 nucleotides. NCBI's taxonomy places the organism in Eukaryota, Ciliophora, Oligohymenophorea, Peniculida, Parameciidae. The record is from the annotation of a GenBank genome assembly.